This is a messenger RNA of Rattus norvegicus (Norway rat), 3888 nucleotides long. It is a transcript of the gene Lrrc14b, whose product is annotated as leucine rich repeat containing 14B. The record is from RefSeq and is a predicted model, not a curated record. NCBI's taxonomy places the organism in Eukaryota, Metazoa, Chordata, Mammalia, Rodentia, Muridae.
AGUUCUAGACUACCCUAGGCUACAUGAAAUUCUGUAUCAAAAUAGAGAGAGAGAAAAAGAGUGAUAUUUCUCUUCAAGUUGAAAUCUGUAGAUUUCAAGUGAAUGUUGGAGACCUGGUUUCACUUGCAAUUAGAAAUACGAAGUCAUGAGAAGUUACAGACCAAAGAGGAACAUAAGCUUUGCAAUACAACUUUAUUUGAGAAGCAAUUGCAAUGAGAAUCAAUACAAAAACAAUCUUUAUUGCACAAGCAGAUAUAUGAUGUCAAAUUAUCCAUUUCAGGGCCAACGGGUGGUUUUGUAGGCACCUGCACUUGCUGCCUGACAACCAGAGUUAGAUCCCCAGAACUCACAUUUAAAAGAAAAGAAUUACCUCAUGCAGGCUGUCCUCUGACCUCCACAUGCAUACUGUGGCACACACAUGCCUGUGCUUGUACACACACACACACACACACACACACACACACACACACACAUGCACACACACUCACACAAAUAAGUACACUAUUUUAAGUAUCCAUUUCACCUGUGAAAUUCCAUAAGCAUGACAGGAAAUUCAAGGUACUCAUGGAACAUGUAAAAUUUAUAUAAUUCACUAUGUAUACUAGUAUUUCCACACACAUUUCAAAGUGACUCAUAUAGUAGUGAACUUAGACAUAAAUCAAUAAUAACCUAGUCACAUGUACUUCAGAGUUUAUACCUUAAAGGAGAGACAUUUGGUAUCACUAGUCUUGGUUCUCAUUUAGAAGACAUGGUAAUACUUCAGAGGCCAAGACUGGGGAGAGGGCAAGGGGUGACAUUAGGGCAAGGUCCUGUCGUGGAUUGCCUUCCAGAUAAAUCCUACUCACUUAAGCAAUGCUUGGGACUACACCAUGGCAUCAUAUUCCCACCUCUGUCCAUGGCAGGGUUUCCGGGAGAGAUAAAGCUCUGUCAGGAGGGAGUCACAGAAGGCCACACAGGAAAACUGGGGUAUACUUGAGGGCAGGGCACUCACCUGGAAUGGCCACUGUCUGCCUCCUGCCUCUCCCUCUCUUUCUCUAUUAUGACUUUCCUAUAGGAUCUAACCAUUCAAUACCUAUGCUAGGGCUGAGAAUCCACAGCCUAUGGGUACCUACAUUUAAUUGUAGCAUUCUUCACUAGUCCAUCUCUCCACUCUUUUUUAAAAUUACUCUUCUCUAACUGAAAGUCACUGGAUAUACAAAUUACAUUUAUUUUUAAAUUUAUUUACUUUCAUGUAUAUAACUACACUGUCACUCUCUUCAGACACACCAGAAGAGAACACUGGAUCCCAUUACAGAUGGUUGUGAGCCACUAUGUGAUUGCCAGGAAUUGAACUCAGGACCUCUGGAAGAGCACUCAGUGCUCGUAACCGCCAAGCCAUCUCUCCAGCCCCAGUCCAUAUCUCUUUUUCAGUGAAACUGUUUCUCCCUUUUCUGGAAAGAAGGAUCUGGGAGAAAAGAGAGGGUGCAGCCUCAUGGCCGGUAUUCUUAAAACAUGAAAAGUGUUGUCUGAGAUACCUAACCACGAUCCUGGCCCUUGCAUUCCUGACUCCUAGGUAUUAGGAAAAGAAGGGUUUUACCCAAAGAUCACCACCCACCCACAAGCAGCUCAGGAUUUUGCUUCACUCAGAUCUUUUGACUGGGAUGGGCCUCAGUGGGGCAGAAUAUCCAUUUGUAUUGUAAGCCUGAGGCUACUUGUCCAAGAACCUAGAGGUUUGCCUCUUAGUGGUCCCACACUGUGCAACAAAACAAGCAGCUCUGCUUUCACCAGGAGGGUGCCCUAAGACAGACAAAUGCCUCCACGGUUACAGCCAAACUGAUACCCAAGAACCAAAAUAGCAGUCAGAUGACCACCAGGGCCAGUUUACCACUUUCUGUCCUGAGCCCAGAAGCAGCAGCAGCUAAAAAUAGCCACAAACUCCACAGGCUUUGGGAGGAACCGCACGGACAGCACCAUUCUGACACGAUGAGGUCGCUUCGUUUCAUUUCGGCUAAAGCUUUAGCGUCCCACCCCCAGCUGGUCCAGGAGAACCUGGAUAGCAUAGCCUACAACCUCUACCCACUUCUGUUCAAGACCAGUUACCUGCUAGAACAGGCGGACAUAACCCGUGCUCUGCUGAGUCACUGGCCGCUAGAGGAGUUCCGGCUGGCUGUGCUACUAGGGCCAAACAUUGACCACCCGGAAGACCUGCGUGAUCGUGCCUGCAAGGCCUGCCUGGAGGCCUGUAUGCAGGGCAUAGCUGACCAUGUGCUGAGAAGUGGGAGCAACCGCCUUCGGGUAGCGGAUUUCACCGGCAUCCAGGAUGUACAGGCGUUCGAUGCUCCUCCAACCUGUGCUCCAGAUCCAGAGGGUGAGGAUCUCCUCCUUACCUCUAUUGCCUGGGAGCUCAGCCAGAUGAACCAGCUCACUGAGCUAAGUGUAGCUUUCUCUACACUGACUGGGAAGAUCCAAACAUUGCUUAGCCCCCUGAAGACCCCACUAAGAGUGCUGGACCUAGCCAACUGUGCCCUUAAUCAUGAAGACAUAUCCUUCUUAGCAAACUGUAACCACACUGCCCACUUGGAGGUGCUGGACCUUAGUGGACACAACCUGGUACACUUGUACCCUUCUACCUUCUUCAGGCUGCUGAGCCAGGCUGCCCAAACGCUGAAAGUUCUCACCUUAGAGGACUGCAACAUCACGGACAGCCAUGUUAACAUGAUGAUUCUGGGCCUCAGCCCUUGCAGCCAGCUCCAGCAGUUCAAGUUCCUUGGGAACCCACUAUCAGGCAGUGCUCUCCGGCGCCUUUUUGCUGCACUCUGCGAACUCCCUAGGCUGCGCCACAUUGAGUUCCCAGUGCCAAAGGACUGCUACCCUGAGGGUGCUAUCUACCCCCAGGAUGAGCUGUCAGUGUCCAAAUUCGACCAACAAAAAUAUGACAUGAUUGCAGAGGAUCUGCAAGCAGUACUGCUUCGAGCUAACCGGGAGGAUAUUCAGGCCUCCACCCCACUUUUUGGAAGUUUUGAUCCAGACAUUCAUGAAACCAGCAAUGAACUUGGUACUUUCUUGCUGCAAGCUUUCAAAACUGCUUUGGAAAACUUUUCCAGAGCGCUAGAACAAAUGGAGUAGGUCCUGGAAUCAUGGUACACGAGGCUAUGCAUUUCUAGUACCGAGGUCAGUCCUGGACGAGAAGAUCAGGCUCAACCAUUUGUCACCAGCAGCAACACUGCCACAAGAUUUCCUUAGAGAAAACUGCAGGCAUGCUCAUUACAUGCUGUAAGAGGAAGCCCAGCUAUAUGAAUGAGACCUGAGGUGCUCCUGUGUGUUAGUAGCACAAGAUCCUCAAAGAGAGGGGAAGCCACCUCAAGCUAAGAUAAGGUGGAGGAGAAUGUGAGCACCAGGCAGGGUGUAGUGGGAGCAGGGUCAACCACCCAGCUCUCAUGCUAUGAGAGGGAGAAAUGAGAAAGUUUAGCUAUGCUCUAUGUGCUGUACAUUUUAUCAAAUGACAUCUGCCUACACAUUUGGCUUCGUUUCCAACCGAAACAGACUUGCACCAUUUUUUUGGCUACUGAGGACACUAGUCACUGCAAUAUGCCCAAUGCUUCUUGGCAUAUUCUGGUCCCGUCUUCUGCUCAGAGUUCAAACCCUAAGACAGGCAUUUCCAACCUGCACAGUAUAUGCAGCCACAUGUGACAGAGGACAGCUAUGAAUGUGGCCCAUUGCAAAGCUGUAAACUUACUGAAGACAUUGAGAUGAGCUUUUGAAAUCUGUUGUGACUCAAUUAUACAGUUUUGAAGCAUGAACUCUGUAGACGAUAACAGAUCUAUAAAGCACCCAAAUCAGUGCUUCUCAGAAUAGCUGAGGCCUGGCCCUUUGCAACUCCUUUGAGAAAUAAAGUACUACACAAAAAGA